Molecule: messenger RNA, 1116 nt
Organism: Nicotiana tabacum (common tobacco)
Lineage: Eukaryota; Viridiplantae; Streptophyta; Magnoliopsida; Solanales; Solanaceae
Product: acetylajmalan esterase
Molecular function (GO): hydrolase activity, acting on ester bonds
Source: RefSeq, a predicted model, not a curated record
AUGGCUUCUAUAGCACUUGCUUUCUUAUUUCUCUCAACAGCCUUCUCUCUCUCUUUCUUUUCUAAUGCCAAAGAAACUGCUCCUAUUUGCCCAUUUAAUUCCAUUUAUCAAUUGGGUGAUUCACUCGCCGACACCGGAAACCGAAUUCUUAUCCCCGGAAUUCCUCCAACUUUCCACGCCGGCCAUCUUCCUUACGGUGAAACUUACUUUGGCAAACCCACCGGCCGAUUUUCAGAUGGCCUUUUAAUGAUUGAUUACAUUGCAAUAGCUCUUAAACUUCCCCUCCUUAAUCCUUACUUAUCAAAAAACUCUUCAUUUAUUCACGGCGUCAAUUUCGCCGUCGCCGGAAGUACGGCUCUUGACAAGUCAUUCUUCGAUGAAAGAAACAUUAGCAUUAAAUCAUUUAACCCUCCGUUAAGUGCACAAAUUGAGUGGUUUAAAAAUCACCUUAAUUGUACUUGUAGAAGCCCAACGCUCUGUGCUAAGAAGCUACGAAAAGCACUCGUAAGUAUUGGUGCUUUUGGUGGAAAUGAUUAUUUCACUGCCUUUUCUAAUAGAAAAUCCAUUGAAGAGGCUAAAACUUUAGUCCCAUUUACUGUCAAUGCCAUUGUUGAAGGCAUCAAAGAAAUCAUUAAAUUAGGAGUGAAACGGAUAGUUAUCUCCGGUGUUUCUCCAUUUGGUUGCUUACCGUCACUACUGACUUCAUCUCCGAGCUCCGAUCCCGAUGCCUACGACGAAUUUGGAUGUUUGAGAGAUUAUAAUAAGUUUGCAUCAUUUCACAAUAACUAUCUUCGAGAUACAAUAUCUUUGGUAAGUCGUCAAUAUUCAGAUGUUGUUAUUCUAUAUGUAGAUUAUUAUGGAGCUUUUUUGUCUGUUUUUCGAAGAGCGUAUUAUCUCGGAAUAGAUCGUGAAUCGUUGCUGAAAGCGUGUUGUGGAAAUGGAGGAAAAUAUAACUUUGAUGGGAAGAAAACAUGUGGAUCAAAUGAGACUUCAGUUUGUUCUGACCCUUCUCGAUUUAUGAAUUGGGACGGCGUACAUCUAACUCAAAAAGCUUAUCGUCAUAUUUCGGAGAUUCUCAUUACUGAUAUCUUAUCGAACAUUGAUUGUAUUUGGUGA